AUGGCGUUAGUCGCGUACUCAGACUCUGAGGGUUCAGAGGACGAGAAGGUCAUCCCGCAAGCAAAGGCCGAGAAGCCUGCGACGAAGACUGCGAGCAACACAAACACAACCUUUACUGUCGACAAAGCCAACCCCAGAAAGAUUCAAGUCAAGCUACAAGAUGCGCCCAUCAACGGCAAUACGGAUGGAGAGCCUCCUCUGAAGCGACCUCGAAUCGGCGCUGGUGCAGGAACAUUCAGUGGUUUCAACGCAAUGCUUCCUGCCCCCAAGCGCGACGCCGACGCCAAAGCCCCUCCAAAGCCUGCCACGAGAAAAGUCUUCAGCUUGAAGACCGGUGCCGAGCCUGGUUUCAGCAGGGAGGCGGAUGAAGAGUUGCGCAAUCUAUUUGCAGAACAAGAGCAGCAAAGGCAUACCACAAACACUGAUACGGAUGAGACAAUGCCUUCAAUCCCCAAACGUGCAGACCCUGCAACAAAUGCGCCGAAGGAACAAUCAAUGCAAGGAAAUCCCUUCAUGUUCAAACCCCUCUCGGUGGCACGAAAUAAUAAGAAGUCGAAACGGAAAGUGGAUGGAACGAAAUCGACCAUCACGCUGGGGCAGGACGCGGUCACAACUCCUGUGUCAAGGGAUGCAUCUGCGACAUCCCUUUCAGCUGAGCCUGUUCCUCCGCCAAAGAAAGUCAGCCUUUUCUCCAUGGGCGGAGAGACAGCAACGGUGCAACAACCUCAGCCUCAGCAAGACGAGGACGAAAUCGUCGAGUUCCUGGACGAACCGCUUGAUGAGGCCAUAACUCCAGCGCAAACAGAAGGCCUCGUCAACGGAUCGGCCACUUCUCAACCUCAAUCCCUUGAUUCCAUCGCUGCCGAUCUGAAUCUCUCAAAAGCAGACCGGCGACAGCUGUUCGGGCGCCGCGGCCAACCAAGCGGUACUGCCAUCAACGUGGUCAACUUCAACACGGAUCAAGAAUAUGCGGCCAACGAAGUGCUGCGCGCAAACGGCGAGCAAGUGCAACACAAUCCAGUCCGCGCCAUUGCCCCAGGCAAACACAGCCUGAAACAGCUUGUGAAUGCCGCCACUGGGCAGAAAGAGGCACUUGAAGAGAGCUUUGCAACAGGCAGAAGGAAUAAAAAGGAAGCUGGAAGCAAGUAUGGUUGGUGA
Molecule: messenger RNA, 1158 nt
Organism: Fonsecaea multimorphosa CBS 102226
Lineage: Eukaryota; Fungi; Ascomycota; Eurotiomycetes; Chaetothyriales; Herpotrichiellaceae
Exons: 1
Coding region: 1-1158 (385 amino acids)
Cellular component (GO): nucleus
Source: RefSeq, a predicted model, not a curated record